AUGAAUAACAAUUCGAAGCCGCAGUACAUGGACAAGCAGAUCAUGGAUCUCUCCGAUUCCCAGAGUCCUAUCACUGCUCAUAUCAGCAGCGCCGGCGGCAACAAUGACUUCAUCGAUCUCAUGAAUCGGCCUGCUGAGAAGAAGGACGAUAUCGUUCCCAGCUACGAUUUCGUGCCGAUUAGGCCAUCUUUGGGAUCAUCGUCGCCGACUGCCGGACGUUCGUCGAAUUUGGGUUCCGGCAACGACGAUGCGCCGAUGAGGACUUGGAAUUCUGUGGAUUCCAAAAUCGGCGCUUCUCCUGUCCGAAAUUACAGUUCUCCUGUUGCUGAUGAACCUGCUAACUUCAGUUUGGGGAGAAAUCACAACUCCAGUGAUGUGUCCUUGGAUGUGUCGUUAGUUUCUGAAAUUGACAGGACAAUGAAGAAGCAUAUGGACAAUGUGAUGCAUGCAGUUGAUAAAAUGAGUGCACGAUUAACACAAUUGGAAACAAGGACUCGCAAUAUUGAAAAUUCUGUUGAUGAUCUAAAGGUUAUUAUUGAGAACAACCAUGGCAGGUCUGAUGGAAAAAUGAGGUCGUUGGAGAAUGUUCUUACAGAGGUGCAGACAGGCGUACAGUUCAUAAAGGACAAAGAGGAAAUCAUCGAAGCUGAGCUGAAGAUUGCCAAGCUGCAAAUCCCCAAAACCGAACAAGUCGAAAACAAGAACUCAUCAAACCCCGUUCCUUCCCAUACUGGUAUACCCACCCACCAGCAGUUUCCAAACCCUUCCUUAACACAACCUCCACCACCAACCCUCCCACCUCUCAAUGCCCCUGCACCAACCCCACAGCACAACGCUUACUCGUCGGGCAUUCGCCCGCCCUCUGGAGCUUCUCCUCCUCUCCAGUCCCAACAGUACUACGGGCCCAACCCAAAUGUUUACGAGCCUCCGUCGAGCAAAAUUGGGCCGGGCCCUGGAUAUUCUGGUUCUUUCGGCCCACCACCAUCAGGUCACGGUGAACCAUAUCCAUACAGUGGUUCCCCUGUUAAGUCCCAGCAAAUUUCAUCUCAUGGUAUGGGUGCGAGCGGAUAUCCACAGCUUCCAACUGCUCGAAUAUUGCCUCAAGCACUGCCGACGGCAUCUGCAGUUGGUGGUGGGCCCGGGCCUGGGACGGGCUCGGGGUCUAAUAGGGUCCCGAUCGAUGAUGUUGUGGAUAGAGUGACAAAUAUGGGAUUUUCGAGGGAGCAAGUGAGAGCAACUGUACGGAAGUUGACAGAAAAUGGACAGGCGGUCGAUUUGAAUGUGGUGCUGGACAAGUUGAUGAAUGAAGGUGAUGGCCAAGCUCCGAGAGAAGAAGAAGAAGAAGAAGAAGAAGAAGAAGGAGCAGGAACCAAAACCUCGGCGAAAUACCAAUUUAUCAGGUGA
Messenger RNA from Striga hermonthica, 1404 nucleotides. NCBI's taxonomy places the organism in Eukaryota, Viridiplantae, Streptophyta, Magnoliopsida, Lamiales, Orobanchaceae. The record is from the annotation of a GenBank genome assembly.